AUGACAGAAGUUUCAGCUGACGACUGCCUUACUGCCAUCACUGGGGAGACGGUGAAAAUUCCCUACUCUGUGAAGACUAAAGAGUCCUUAAACACACAGGACAUUUUGAUUCAGUGGAGAACAUAUGAAGGUCUCAUUGUUCAUACGUUUGUCCAAGGAGAGGAUAAUCUGAUAAAUCAGGACAAACAGUUCAAAGGCAGAACUCAUCUCAUUACAUCUGAACUGUCACGUGGUGAUUUCUCACUGAGCCUGUCAGAUGUGUCAAUUACUGAUGAAGGGGAGUAUGUCUGCAAAUACUACGGCAAAUCUGAUGGGAAAACUGGCAGUCAUAUGUCUCAUCAUUGCCUUCAAGUUGCAGGUCAUUACUCUGUCCCAGUUGUUAAUCCACCAACUGAAUGGUUAAAAGACAAAGAAGUCAAAUUCACCUGCAAGUCUACUGGGGGAUUCCCUAAACCAAAGGUCUACUGGUUGGUGAAUAAGAAGCCACUUGAGGACUCAAGCCAAGUAGACACAAUAGUAAGCACAGACUGCAGAGCUUGGUACAGUGUGACCAGCGUCCUGAAUGUGGUGGUGAGAGAAGACAUGUCUGUGACCUGCACUGUUGAGAAUGAGAAACUGGGAGAGAAGAGGACAUCACCUGAAAUUCAGUGUAGAGUUAACCAUAAAUGUCUCCUUAUAGAAGAGAAAGAGACAUCCAAUGAAGUCACCCAGCUAAAAAUAGUGGUGGUGGUGCUGGUGCUGGUGCUGGUGUUGGGUUUAGUGGUAUUUGGAGUUAUCUACUGGAUAAGAAGGACUUGCUCAAGAGAAUGUACAGCAUCAAGAAGAAGGAGCAGCGUGGAAUACUGA
Erpetoichthys calabaricus (reedfish) is the source of this 846-nucleotide messenger RNA. Its product is annotated as ICOS ligand-like. Gene Ontology annotation, cellular component: external side of plasma membrane. The coding region runs from base 1 to 846 and encodes 281 amino acids. The record is from RefSeq and is a predicted model, not a curated record. NCBI's taxonomy places the organism in Eukaryota, Metazoa, Chordata, Cladistia, Polypteriformes, Polypteridae. Gene Ontology annotation, biological process: cellular response to lipopolysaccharide; immune response; T cell costimulation. The transcript is spliced from 4 exons.